AUGUUUGAACAAGAAAUAGGUAAAUUUGGUCUUGGGGAAUUAAAUGAAGAUAUUGUUAAUGAAAAAGUUAAAGGAGAUACUAGUCAGGAAGAUAGUGAUUCUGAUAAAGAUGAAGAUGAUUUGGUUGAGGCAUAUGAAUUGAAAUUAUCUAAAAUUUCUGAUGCUUUUGAGAGGAUGAAGGAAAAACUGAAUUCAAAAUUCAAUGAUGCAAUUACAAAGUUUCACGAAAAGGAAAGUGAAGAAAGAAAUUAUGAAAAUGAGAAUGAAGAUAAAGAGGGAAAUGGUGAAGAAGACAAUGGUCAAAGAUAUGUUGAAGAAAAUGAUGAUGAAGAUGAUAAUGAUGAACUUGAAUUAGAUUAUUUGCUUAAUGGAAAUGAUGAAAAUAUGCAUCAUGAUGUCGAAGGAAACAGUGAAAAACGGAAUGCUAAAGACAAAAAGGAUGGGGAUAAUGAAGGAAUAGAGAAUGAUGGACAAACCAAAAAAAAUUUGAUGAAGAGAAAAAGGAAGGGAAGCUGA
This is a messenger RNA of Lactuca virosa, 516 nucleotides long. Lineage: Eukaryota; Viridiplantae; Streptophyta; Magnoliopsida; Asterales; Asteraceae. The record is from the annotation of a GenBank genome assembly.